Messenger RNA from Papaver somniferum (opium poppy), 1163 nucleotides. Its product is annotated as ADP-ribosylation factor 1-like 2. Lineage: Eukaryota; Viridiplantae; Streptophyta; Magnoliopsida; Ranunculales; Papaveraceae. Gene Ontology annotation, biological process: intracellular protein transport; vesicle-mediated transport. Bases 209 to 793 code for a protein of 194 amino acids. Gene Ontology annotation, molecular function: GTP binding; GTPase activity. The record is from RefSeq and is a predicted model, not a curated record. The transcript has 7 exons. Gene Ontology annotation, cellular component: cytoplasm.
ACCAAGUCCUCCAAAGCAAAAAAGAAAAAAAAACUCUUCUCUCUCUUCUGUCGUCUAUCUGUGUGAUUCUUCCGUCAUUAGAAGAAAACAUCAACCUAACAGAGAAAAAAAAAACCUCUGAAAUUUCUUAAUUCUUAGAAGAAGGAACUUCAAUAAAUCUUCAGUUGUUUUAUUUUAGAGAGAGGAAGUUAGGAAGAAGAAUAGGGCCAUGGGACAGGCCUUCAGGAAACUCUUUGAUACCUUUUUCGGUAAUAGCGAGAUGAGGGUUGUGAUGCUUGGACUGGAUGCAGCGGGUAAAACAACUAUUCUGUAUAAACUACACAUUGGAGAAGUAUUAUCGACUGUACCCACAAUUGGUUUCAAUGUCGAAAAGGUUCAGUAUAAGAAUGUAAUUUUCACUGUGUGGGACGUAGGAGGCCAGGAGAAACUAAGGCCACUAUGGAGGCAUUACUUCAAUAAUACUGAUGGACUGAUCUACGUUGUUGAUUCUCUGGAUAGAGAGAGAAUUGGAAAAGCCAAAGCAGAGUUUCAGGCUAUCAUUAAAGAUCCUUUUAUGCUGAACAGUGUCAUACUGGUGUUUGCCAACAAACAGGACAUGAAAGGUGCAAUGACCCCAAUGGAGGUGUGUGAGGGACUUGGCCUCCGUGAUUUGAAGAACAGAAAAUGGCAUAUUCAAGGUACUUGUGCUCUUAAAGGAGAUGGCCUUUAUGAGGGGUUGGACUGGUUAGCAGGAACACUGAAAGAGUUAAAAGCGGCUGGAUAUUCUGUUACAUUGGGCACUUCAUCCUUUUAAACAGUCCAGGUUCAAUUUUCCAACGGUCAGUAAGGUGAAUUAUCAUAUGACCCACUGAAAAAGUACAACAGUUCUACUUCAUUUUGUAAUUCUAAAGCAAGUAUAGUAUUGGUUAACCAUUAGUCCUCUUUGUUGCUCUUAGAACUUUGAUCUAUUUAAUGGAAUGGACAUAUUGAGAUGUCGACUCCUAGCAUUCUGAUUAAACGAGGGUGACGUUAUCCUGGUCGGUUCCUCUUACUAGCCACUGCAGUAUACCUUUUUGUACCCCGAUGAAAAAAAGGUUCAUGUUUUAGUCUCUGAUGUUCUUGGUAAGAAUAAUAGACCCGUGAGAUUUAUCAUGUUGAUUAUGAUAUUGAUUGUUCAUAUUUCA